AAUUGCGAAAAGAAAUUGGGGCAUGCGGCUGCUGUUUCCACAACUGUUGCAUGCAACAUGGAUGGCGAAAACCGGAUUAUACUCAAUGUGGGAGGCAUAAGAUAUGAAACGUACAAGGCAACGCUCAAGAAAAUACCCGCAACUCGCCUCUCGCGACUGACCGAGGCGCUGGCCAAUUAUGAUCCGGUACUUAACGAGUAUUUCUUCGAUCGGCAUCCGGGCGUCUUCACACAAAUACUCAACUAUUACAGAACUGGCAAACUGCACUAUCCAACAGAUGUCUGUGGACCACUAUUCGAAGAAGAAUUGGAAUUUUGGGGACUCGAUUCAAAUCAGGUAGAACCAUGCUGUUGGUCAACCUAUAGCAUACAUCGCGAUACGCAAAACACUUUAGCCAUAUUAGAUAAACUAGAUAUUGAAAAUGAAAAACCCACAGAGGAGCAAAUAGCGCGCCUAUUUGGUUUCGAGGAUGCUUUAACCAAUGGCGAGCUUAACUGCUGGCAACGUGUCAAACCCAAAAUCUGGGCCAUGUUCGAUGAGCCGUCAAGCUCAACGGGCGCCAAGAUUGUUGCCGGCAUGUCGGUUUUCUUUAUAUUUGUUUCUGUGAUAUCAUUCUGCCUGAAAACCCAUCCCGGUUUUCGUGUGGAUCUGCCCACCAGCCAUAGCGGCAGCGGCGGAGUUGCGCAUGCGCAUGGCCCCUUGGGCGGUGCGUUGCCCCAACAGCCGCCACAUCAGUCCCAUCAGUAUCAUCAGCACAGCAUAACGCCUCCGAGCGGCAGCAUAGGACCUACAUUUCGUGUAACGAACUAUACAAGCUAUAGCAGUGGAAAUUUCAGUGCUGCCCAGGCCACGCCCAUAGCCACAAUGAAGGGCAAUCAGAGGCAGCGACUGAGACGCGACCUAUUGGGGGAUCACAAUGCGAGUAGUCUGAAUGAUUUCAUCGACCAGAGCCUGCUGGGUAAUGGCAAUGGAAGGCGUCAGCAUGGCUGGAUCGAAACCUACGGCCAGCCACAUGAGGCCUUCUUCUAUGUGGAGCUCGUCUGCAAUGUGUGGUUCUUCAUAGAGGUCCUCAUUCGGCUUAUUGUGUCGCCCAAUCUGUGGCAGUUUAUCAAGUCACCGGUUAACAUAAUUGAUUUCACAGCCACACUGAGCUUCUACACGGACGUCAUGCAGCGAAUGGGCGAGUACACAGGACUGCUAGAAGCCUUCUCCAUAGUGCGCAUAAUGCGUUUGUUUAAGCUGACGCGCCACUCGCCCGGCCUCCGCAUUCUCAUACACACGUUCAAGGCCUCGGCCAAGGAGCUGACGCUGCUCGUGUUUUUCCUUGUCCUGGGCAUUGUGUUCUUUGCCAGCCUGGCUUACUAUGCUGAAAAGUUGCAGGACAAUCCUGACAACCAAUUCAAGAGCAUACCGCUCGGUCUUUGGUGGGCCAUUGUCACGAUGACCACAGUGGGGUAUGGCGAUGUGGCUCCCAAAACCUAUCCGGGCAUGUUUGUGGGCGCACUCUGCGCUCUCGCCGGUGUCCUGACCAUAGCACUGCCCGUACCUGUUAUCGUUAGCAACUUCUCCAUGUUCUAUUCGCACACGCAGGCGCGCUCGAAACUGCCCAAGAAACGUCGUCGCGUCCUGCCCGUCGAACAGCCGCGUCGAAAGCGCGAACUUCCCCCACCACAUCGUGGUCGCACCAACGCCAUCAAGCAGACCACGCCCCCCGUGCCCGGCGUGGCGACCACAAACACGGUCCAGACUCCCAUGUUCAAGGAUGCGUUUGGCAGCGCAAAAAUUGCGGACUAUUUGAGUGUGCCGCCGGUUCAGAGUUUGCAGCCCCGUGCGGCGACCACCGGACAUGACUUUAUGCUGCCAUUGCAGCCAAAACUUUUGGCUCCCCUAGAGCGAAAGGAUCAACAUCCAUUGCAAUUGACUGCACACAAUUUGGCCUCCGAUACCCAUCAGCUCUAUGGCGGCCAUCAUGGGCACAAAACCGGAGCUGGAACUGCAGUGCUGAGCGUGCCGCCGACGCUCAGCAUGACGCACACCCAAAUGCCACCGGGAAUGGCGAGCAUGGGGCAGAGGACACCGAAUCUAAGCUAUCGGGCUACGCAUGCGCCCAUCCAGCAGCCGAUUCCACAGUCGCAGCACAUGCAAAUGGAGAGGGGGGGAGGUGGUAAUUGUAAUAUAAAAAUAUCAGUAGCGGGCAUCGGAUGUACGGAUGAGUUGAAGGCGACGCCCAAGGUGACGCUGUUGGAUGAUUUGAGUGACGAGAUAAAUUCGUCAACAGAUGAUUGCGGGGAUUGUUGUCUGGUCGAAGACAGCGACACCUAUGAGGCCACAGGCCUGGCUACUAAUGGCCACAAUCAGUGCCAUGUAGACGAGGAUGGUGAUGAUGAUGACGAAGGCGAUUUGGGAGACGAGAACGGCGCGGGCUUAGAUAGCGGCGAUAGCUUGGGUGGAAUUUACAUAGGUCCUGGUCAUUGAUUGCCAGCCAUUAAAUGGGAUUUUCCAUUUUAGGGGGUUCAGCCAUAGGAUACAUACGCGUAUAGUAUAUAGAUGUUAUAUCAGUGUUGUGUGAACUGUCAGUUGUGCUGCUCAAGAAAUUACCAAUUUACAAAUGCACUCUAAAAUAAUUGGCAUCAUAAUUAGCCGCUUAUCGCAUCAGUGCUGCCAA
Molecule: messenger RNA, 2665 nt
Organism: Scaptodrosophila lebanonensis
Lineage: Eukaryota; Metazoa; Arthropoda; Insecta; Diptera; Drosophilidae
Product: potassium voltage-gated channel protein Shaw
Exons: 10
Coding region: 58-2475 (805 amino acids)
Biological process (GO): protein homooligomerization; potassium ion transmembrane transport
Cellular component (GO): axon; dendrite membrane; neuronal cell body membrane
Molecular function (GO): protein binding; delayed rectifier potassium channel activity
Source: RefSeq, a predicted model, not a curated record